This is a messenger RNA of Aspergillus versicolor CBS 583.65, 2418 nucleotides long. RefSeq names its product putative mucin family signaling protein Msb2. Gene Ontology annotation, molecular function: osmosensor activity. Bases 1 to 2418 code for a protein of 805 amino acids. Lineage: Eukaryota; Fungi; Ascomycota; Eurotiomycetes; Eurotiales; Aspergillaceae. Gene Ontology annotation, biological process: hyperosmotic response; signal transduction involved in filamentous growth; establishment of cell polarity. The transcript has a single exon. Gene Ontology annotation, cellular component: site of polarized growth; extracellular region; plasma membrane. The record is from RefSeq and is a predicted model, not a curated record.
AUGGUAUCCCAAAGCGCUCUUCUUGCGGCUGUUCUGUCGCUCGGUGGGCUGGAGUUGGUUGCUGCUACCCAACCUAAUGCUCGCUACGAUCACAAGCAGGUCAAACGCCAGUUCGGCUCUUUCCUAAAUGGCCAAGACUCGGACCCAAAGAAUUGGUUGGGUUCGAUCUUUAAUCAAAAUCAAGGACAAGAGCCUGAGGGUACAACUACCACCACGACCACCUCGGCUAAGGCUCCCGAGGAGCCAGAUGUGGUGGUUGUGCCAAUUACUCUCUCAGUUGAUGAUAACGGCAAGACGCACACUAUUACUGGCACUGCCAGUACCGGCGUUGCGACAGGCGCUUCUUCUACCACUACCUCAGAGGCUACAGUAGCGGCUGUUACAGCCACAACUACUGCGGACUCCAAACCUGCUGAGACUAGCACCACCACCUUGUCGUCGACGACAACAGAAGGCCCACUGGAAGAUUUAUGGAAUGGCCUUGUCGGUUCAACUACCGAGUCUGACAGCUCGAGCACAACUAAGACAGGUAGCUCAGAAACCGCUAAUGAUGCUGUCGACACGAAGUCCGUUGACACCAAGUCUUCUGACACCACCGACACCGCUACAUCUACAUCGACCACCACGUCAGAUGGCCUGCUUGGUGGACUUGGUUCAAUUUUGAACCCGGACAAUGAUUCUUCGUCUUCCACUUCGACCUCGACCUCGACCAGCACCGGAACUACUGCUGACACCGCGUCUAAGCCAACCAGCACGUCCGAGAACUUGCUUGAUCUUGGUUUGACUCUGGGAGGUGAUUCUUCGACCUCAUCUACGACUGGCACUGAAAAAAGUACUGGAACCACCACUCAGACGUCGCCUACAGCGACCUCUACCUCGUCCGAACCCCUAAUUGAUCUUAAUUUGGGUCUCGGUGGCGAUUCUUCGUCGUCUACUACGAGCACAACCACUGGUGCGACAUCUACUACAACCGGUACCUCGGGUAACUUGUUCGCUGGCCUUGAUGGCACAUCCUCUUCUUCGACUUCAAACACCCCCGGUCCGACAUCUACCAGCACGUUUGGCCUUCUUGAUGGUCUUUUCCCUGGCCAGUCUUCGACUUCCACUGGCGCUACGCCCACAUCUUCAAGCACUUCGGGCGGUUUGCUCGAUCUGCCGACAAUCCCCAUCAGCGUCCCCGAGUCGACACAGUCAUCUUCAAGCUCAAUCAACAUCGUGCCUACUUCUGGAAUCUUGCCUUUGCCUUCUGAUGUGACAAGCGCCCUUUUCCCCUCAUCUGGAAGCUUGACAACUUCGGUCCCAGUCAUCCCGCCAGCACAGACGUCUAGUUCUAGCAACUCGGCAAUUCCUACUUCGUCCUCGGAAGGAGGCUUGAUUACUUCGAGUUCCACUGCGUCUCACCAGCCCACCUCUACCACUGUUCCUACGUCUACACCUACUCCAAUUAUUAGCACGGAGAAGCCCACAACUACGGAACCGCCCACAACCACGCAGACUCCGUCAACCACCGACCAGGUCUCGGAAAAUACCGACUGGGUGGAGACUAGCAUUAUCAUGGAGCCUACUCAGACUGAACAGGAAACAGCAACCGAGACGACUACCAGCACUUCCACUCCCCAGCUUCCUGGAUCCAUCGCCCCCGCUGGAGGCCCUCCUAACCCGCCUGUGGACUCGACUUUGAUCCAAGUGGGCUUCACCAGAGAGCUUCGCUAUUCAUUCGUUGCAACCAACCCGAUGUCUGUGUCUCAAAUUUUCCUUUACGUUCCUCAAGGCCUGGCAUACGCCCUUGAGGGGUCAACCAACGACGUCCCUAUGUUCGGUAUCUCUCAGUACGACAACGAAGCAGUUACUGGAUACAUUGCAACUGUUGCUCAGGCGUACGUUCCGACAAGUGAUGUGGAAAAAUUGCGGAAGCUGCUGCACAACCCCAACUCCCGACUUUAUGACCAACCUAAUGACUCUGUUGAGACAUUGAUGACCAUGAUCGACCCCUCCAUCCCACUUGUUGUUGGCGACUAUGAUGGCACCGGCAGCUCCCUGUCCAAUGGCAACGGCGAUGACUCUGGCAGCAGCAACAAUGACGGCGAUAGCUCAAACAACGGCGGCUACGACGACUCGACUGCUGGCGCUAGCAGCAGUGGUAAAGCCAAGCCAAGCUCUGUCGGUAUUGGCGUUGGUGUCGUGGCUGGUGCUGCCGCAUAUGGUGCCGGAAUGUUCUGGGUCGCCCGCCGCUACCGCAAGAAGCGUCAGCUUCACCGUCGCACGAGCUCAACAGUCGAUCAGAUGAGCGAGGGUGGUGGAUCUCUGUUCACUGGCGGUGGUCGCAUGUCUCGUGGCAGUCAAAACAGCCGUGGCACCCAACGCACGCAAAUGAUUAGCGCUCCCGUCAUGGCCGAAAACUCGUUGGGAUGGAACUAA